GCCGGCGACGCCGCUGCGCGCUGACGUCGCGCGCGGCCGGUGCGAGCGGUGUGGCGGCGCGCGGCGAUGGGGCAGCCCCGGCGGCGCAGGGGGGGCGCCGCGCUCGGCCGGUCCUUCUCCUCUACAAAGAAGUUUUGUUGCCAAGAUUUACUCUGAAAAUGACCUGCACUACUAAAUGCAGCUGUCUGCAAAUGUAAAGCCAACAAAUCAUAUCUCCCUCCCUCCUCUGAAUUUCCUAUUUCCUGUGGAAUUUAUAUUUCAAAGUAUUUUUGAAAAUAGAUCUUUAUUGAGGACAUUUGGAUUACAACUGUGAGCAUAUCUAUGCAAAGAGACGAGUGAGUCUGAGCAAUUUCAAGUUUUGUUCAGUGGAGGGACUGCUGUAUGUCAGCCAUGCUAAAGGGCAAGUGAUGGAGCUCUGAACCGAGUGCUUCAGCAGAUCAGAGUGCCACCUAAAAUGAAGAGAGGGACAAGCCUGCACAGCAGGCGGGGCAAGACGGACCCUCCAAAAGGAAGUCCACAGAUCAACAGGAGGUCUGCCCAAGAUAUUCAAUCAGGUCGGCCCAGAUCAUCGUCUACUACAGAUGCUCCCACGAACUUGUCUGUGAUGGAGAUUGCUUCUUCCCUCUAUGUAGGUGGAGAGGAGGCCACAGCAGCAGCAAGAGCAAGACUCACUUCAGAUGUGUUCCUGACGGGAGGAAGCGAUCUCCAGUUCUGUGCAGUGACUUUGAAGCCUACAAAUGUAAAUGAGAAGAUCGAGCGAUUGGAAGUCAGCAGCCUAGCGCAGACCUCUAGUGCAGUGGCCUCGAGCACUGAUGGCAGCAUCAAUGCAGACUCUGUUGAUGGGACCCCAGAUCCUCAGCGUACAAAAGUGGCUAUCACACAUCUGCAACAGAAGAUACUGAAGUUGACUGAGCAGAUCAAAAUCGAACAAACAGCCCGUGAUGACAAUGUGGCAGAGUACCUGAAACUAGCCAACAACGCAGACAAGCAGCAGAGCGCCCGUAUUAAGCAAGUGUUUGAGAAGAAAAAUCAGAAGUCCGCCCAGACGAUCUUGCAGCUGCAGAAGAAACUAGAGCAUUACCAUCGAAAGCUACGAGAAAUUGAACAGAAUGGGAUGCCGCGGCAGCCAAAGGAUGUCUUCAGGGAUAUGCAUCAGGGAUUGAAAGAUGUUGGAGCUAAAGUCACUGGCUUCAGUGAGGGAGUAGUAGAUAGUGUUAAAGGUGGGCUUUCCAGUUUCUCCCAAGCCACACAUUCAGCAGCAGGAGCUGUGGUUUCCAAACCCCGUGAGAUUGCCUCCCUCAUAAGGAACAAGUUUGGGAGCGCAGACAAUAUUGCUAAUCUGAAAGACUCUUUAGAAGAAGGCCAGGAAGAUGGGACAGGAGGCAAGGCUCUAGGUGUUAUCCAGAACUUUCAGUCAAGCCCAAAAUAUGGCAGUGAGGAGGAUUGCUCCAGUGCCACGUCAGGCUCAGUGGGAGCCAACAGCACAACAGGGGGCCCUGUGGGAGCUUCCAGCUCCAAAACAAACACUCUGGAUAUGCAGAGCUCAGGGUUUGAUGCAAUACUACAUGAGAUUCAAGAAAUUCGGGAGACACAGGCAAGACUGGAAGAAUCAUUUGAGGACCUUAAGGUUCGCUAUCAGAGGGAUUACUCACUAAUAAUGCAGACUUUGCAGGAGGAGCGGUACAGAUGUGAAAGACUCGAAGAGCAGCUAAACGACCUGACUGAGCUCCACCAGAAUGAGAUCCUGAAUCUGAAACAGGAGCUGGCCAGCAUGGAGGAGAAAAUUGCCUACCAGUCUUAUGAGCGAGCCCGGGACAUCCAGGAGGCACUGGAAGCGUGCCAGACCCGCAUCUCCAAGAUGGAACUGCAGCAGCAGCAGCAGCAGGUGGUGCAGCUGGAGGGUCUGGAGAAUGCCACAGCCAGGAACCUGCUGGGGAAGUUCAUCAACAUCCUCCUGGCUGUCAUGGCAGUCCUCCUUGUCUUCGUCUCCACUGUGGCCAACUGUGUCGUGCCCCUCAUGAAAACUCGCAAUAGGACGUUCAGCACUUUAUUCAUAGUGGUUUUCAUUGCCUUUUUGUGGAAGCACUGGGAUGCCAUCUCUGGCUACUUGGAACGGUUCUUGUCUCCCCCCAGAUGAUGGCAUGAGGAAUUGGCUGCGUCGCUCCCCUCCCAUCACGCUCAGUGAGCAAGCGUGGCAAAGAUUAGUCAGCAACUACUCCGCUGAAGUUUUAAAGUGUCCGAGUGAAUUUGUUUACAUUUAGAAUAACGUUUUUUCUCUGCAAGAUGCAUUGCAAUAGUAUUUUUUAGAUUUUAUUCAAGAACUCUUUUUUGGCGAGAAUCCUGGAUAAUUUUUAUGUAGCAUGGUUCUCUUUGGAUGCAAAUCUUAAGAUUCUUUAAAGUGUACAAAAGAAAUAAAUAAAACACAGAAAUUUGGAGCAUA
Cygnus atratus (black swan) is the source of this 2440-nucleotide messenger RNA. RefSeq names its product transmembrane and coiled-coil domain family 1 (gene TMCC1). Gene Ontology annotation, biological process: endosome membrane tubulation; membrane fission; endosome fission. Gene Ontology annotation, cellular component: endomembrane system. NCBI's taxonomy places the organism in Eukaryota, Metazoa, Chordata, Aves, Anseriformes, Anatidae. The record is from RefSeq and is a predicted model, not a curated record. The transcript is spliced from 9 exons. Bases 455 to 2137 code for a protein of 560 amino acids.